Macrobrachium nipponense is the source of this 7155-nucleotide messenger RNA. Its product is annotated as dynein axonemal heavy chain 6-like. The record is from RefSeq and is a predicted model, not a curated record. NCBI's taxonomy places the organism in Eukaryota, Metazoa, Arthropoda, Malacostraca, Decapoda, Palaemonidae. Gene Ontology annotation, biological process: cilium movement involved in cell motility. Gene Ontology annotation, molecular function: minus-end-directed microtubule motor activity; dynein intermediate chain binding; dynein light intermediate chain binding. Gene Ontology annotation, cellular component: dynein complex; 9+2 motile cilium. The transcript has 40 exons. Bases 1 to 7155 code for a protein of 2384 amino acids.
AUGUGUUUCAAAGUAUUAGUACAAGCAAUAGCUCGAGUAGGAGACGAAAUCAGAGGAACAGUUGGGCUUCACGAUGGCCAUAAUGUUCAAGAGAAAGCGGGAUCCCAAGAAACUGGCUGUCAAGUGUCUUCCAAUGUUACACCUUUGUGGAUGCGCCACCCUAUUUUUUCUCCCCUUCUUACAGAUGAAGAAAUGGUCACUCAAGCUUUGUAUGCAGUGCUGACUCCCUUACUGAGUGAAAGAGAAAAAGAGUGGAGACAGGUUUUCAGAAAUAUAUUUGGUUUACAGGAGGAGCAACAUCCAGAGAACACCUUUGGAUCGACAGAUAUUGAGAAAAUGGUAAAACGGGUACUUUUGGAAUGGGGAUACAAUAAAGAAAUAACAAGUUUGUUUGGCAACAGAGACAAUGUGCUAGAAAGACAAGAUUCCUGCCCCUCAGACAUAGCUCUGAUACCCCAGGAAGAUAACGAUGAUGAUGUCCCAUGUAUAACCGAAGAAGGGAUGCUAGGAAUUCAAGAAAGCCUCAAAGAAGUGUCCCAGGAGUCCGUUGCAGAGGAAGAAGACGCACAGGAACUAAGCAGCCACGGAGAGUGUAUUUUAAGAGCAGCGCUUCACAUGUAUACCCUUCUUGCCAUUCAUCACUCAUGCUGUAUUAUGGCACCAUCCGGAGUUGGAAAAUCAACUGUGUGGAAGGUGCUGGCCGAAUCGCUAAACAGACUCUGGAGUCAAGAGGCGGUCCGACGGGAUGCAGUUGAGCCCAGGAGAGUUUCGUGGAGAGUUCUUCAGUGUGGAUCUUUCACAUCAUCCAACUUUCUUGGUUCUUGGGAUCAUCACGGAACAAAAUGGAGGAAAGGUGUUCUUUUCCAGGCGCUUGCAGAAGCGGAAAAUAUGCAAAGCGAAAGAUGGAUCAUUCUCGUAGGUCCAUUCCCGUCCUCCUUCCUAAGUGCUCUGAAUUAUAUCUGCCAAUCAAGGCUCAUUUUCAAGGACGAGGCAUUACAUCAAGUCACUCUGGGGCAGCAUGCGCGUAUCAUUCUCGAACUCGAAGAUGAAAGCGAAAUGACACCACAUAUUCGAGUCCGGUGUCCUGUUCUAAGACUGAAGUUUGAGGAAAAAGAUAUAAGAAGAAUGAUAAAAAUGUGCCUUCAUCAUGUGCUGAGGGACCUCCAGCAGUUGUCACAAGGCGAAGUAGAUGAACUUUCUUCAGUGCUAACAAAAGGUCUUGAAAGUCUGACUUUGCCAAACACUUCGCAGGAAAAGACAGCAGAGUGUAUCUGUAAACUAACAAGGAUUCGAGUCACACCAACUACCUCACCAGCCGAAAUUCUGGAGACCAUGCAGCAAGUGAUAGACCUUUUCCACACAGCCAGGCACCCUCACCUUCAUAAGGAAGUACGUGAAGGAACUUACACACCAGCCAGGUUAGAUUCUCGAAGCCCGGCUCCAUCAGAUGCCUUUUUGGAUUACCCAGCUCGAGUGGUUGCUACACCAGAGUUAAGAGCGGGUCUAGAUCUCUUGCCCCAGCUACUAGACACUUCAAAUCCUCUUCUCUUAUAUUCAAGACCAGGUCAGGGGUUAAGUACAUUCUUGGAUAUGUUCGAAAAAAACCAAGCACCAGCUACGAGAGUCAUCAGGUUUAAAUGCACUCCUCUCUCAACCGCCGAAGACUUGUUUGCGUGCAUGACAGAAGCUCUCCUCCCGUCACCAUUACCAGAUCAAAGUAAAUCAACGGUAAUUGAACAUGGAGAGGGAAUCUCCAUGAACUGGAAUGGCAGAAACCAUAUGAAGCAAUCGCCCCAGGACCCUAUCCCAGUCCUGGCACCAGGAGAAGGCGGGUUCUCUCUGCUGAUUUUGGAGGAUGUUCAUCUUCAGUUGGAGGCGGAAGGGACUAUCUGGGAGGCAUUCAGGCUAAUGGUAGAAUGCAGUGAGGUGGUCUGCCCCUCGUCGGGCACUAGGUACCACCUCCAGCGCGUGGUGCCUUUAUUGGCGAUGACGUGCGAGACGACACCAGAAGUCAUAGUUCCAACAAGAAUUUUUCGUCAUUGCAUCAUCAUGGCCUUGCCUCAUCAUUCCUCUGCUACAUGCGAGCAUCUCAUCAAGGUGUGUUUGCAGGACGUCCUGUCAGAGGUAGAAGACGACCGGCUUAUUCCAGAUGCUACAAGAGAUGCCGUCCUCGCGUUGUAUGAAGAGAUCCAAGGGCCCACACCAUCAACCGUCACACCGGCCACAAACCGUUCCCUCGUCACAGAGAGUCACGAUGAUAUCCAAGAUCAAGCUACAACCCAUGAACAAAUUACGGAAGCUCUUAACAUAGACGGCGAAACUCAUCCCAAACCUUCGAGCACUGAUGCUGACGACGAUGAAGCCAACACUUCCCGAUCUACCAAGAGCGAGGACAUCCAAGAAAAUCCUCACAGCAGAAAUGAACCCACUUCCCAAAGAAAGAAGGCUUCAAAAGGCUGGGCGAAUACAAGGGGAAGUGAUGGCGACUCCAGCACACCCAAUCUGCAUCACCUUCUUAAACUGACAGAAGCUUUAAGACGAAAUACUCGCAUACUGAACUUGACCGUGGGUCAAGCAGGGUCUUUCGUGUACUUUGAGGCCACCAGGGCUUUUGGAGGUUUGUUUGGCAAUGAAGAGGAGUUGUGCAAUAAGGUGCUGAAAAUUACCAAAAAUCAUUUCAAGGAGGUGGAGGAGCAUUUAGCUUGGUGGCCAGGAGUUACUGAGGAAGGACGAAAAAUGAUGAUGCACUCAAAAGACUACAGUGAAUUCCUUAAAAAUGUCCAGUAUCCCGAGGGCAUGAAGCCAAUCAUGUUUACCAAUGCUCACUUCAGCUGUUUACUGAAACUAGUAUUAACUAUGGAGACGGUCAAUGGUCAUGCAAUAAUUCUUGGACCUCCGGGAGUUGGAAAGAUGGCACUAACAAAGUUAGCAGCGUACUAUACGAGAGCUAGAGUUUACCAUUUAGAUGACAUCCCUGAAGAAGCUGGAAGACUGAGUGUAAUCAGAGCUGCAAUGGAGGCUUCGGGUGUCACAGGCCGCCGAACAGUUCUUCUACUGAAGCAACAUUCUUUAACGCCCAUUAUUCUAGAUAUCUUAUACUCUGUAGCUCAACAUGGCUGGAGUGAAGGUUUAUGGACACCUUUAAGAGUACGAGGUCUUCUGGAAGCAAUACGAAUGAAAGGUAAAGAGCCUCCUCAAGAGAAUCGCUGGAUGACUUUCCUAGAGGAAGACGACCUUGCAGCUCUCAAGCAUAGGUUCAUCACAAGCAUCAAAAGAAACCUUCACAUUUGUCUCCUUGCACAUUCCAAGAUGUCAGUGGAUGAGUGGUGUGAAAAAUAUCCGUCUUUAAGAAGCAAAUGGUUUUGGAUGAAAAUGGAAAACUGGGGACCUGAAACCUUACGCCAAGUUGCUCGGAGGAUCCUACUGCCGGCAGAUCUACCCCCACACAUCCUUCAUCAACUGAAAUCAGUCUUUCCUAAGAUUCAUAUGCUCCUAACUCAGCAAGAAAACAUGACAGUGACCGUGUCAGAUUUUGUUGAAGCUUGUCAGGUGACUGUCAAGCUUCUCUCCAAACGCAGAGCGCAACUUCGAGAUUCAUUAGCCUUAUUCAAAGGCGGGAUGGAUAAACUGCAAGAAACAACCGCCAGUGCGGAAGAACUCAAGGGGGAACUCGGAGAACUGGAACCCGAACUGAAAGCGACACAAGAAGAAGGUCAACGACUCACCCACGCACUCGCACAGAAAAGAAAUCAGGUCACAGCCAUAAGGGAACAAAUGGUCGUCCAAGAAGAAAAGGUCAAGGAAAGAUGUGAAGCCGUCAACACGAUGAACGACGACAUCAUGCAAGAGGUAGGAGAGGCUCUGCCUGGACUUGAAGCAGGAGAAAAGGGAAUCAAAGCUCUAGACAAAAAGGAUCUCGUAGAGGUGAGGGUCUUGAAUAAGCCGCCAGAUCUCGUCCUUGCUGUUAUGGAACCCAUUUGCCUCCUCCUGAAUGUUAAGUUAGACUGGACAGCCAUGAAAACGUUACUGGGUGACCCGGCAAUGACCAAAAGGCUACUUGAAGUUGAUAAAGACAACAUCUCUGAUGCUACUCUUCGGAAGAUACAGAAAUACACAUCGAGCUCCAAAUUUGUACCUGAUGAGGUGGCAAAAGUGUCAAAGCCCUGUAAACCACUGUGUGCUUGGCUGAAGGCUCUGGACCAUUAUGCUCAAGUUCUACGAAAUAUUGAACCUAAGAAAAUCAAGCUUGGUGAAGCAGAACGCGACCUCAACACUUUACAACUGGAGCAACGACAACUACAGCAGCAACUGGGCCAAUGCGAGAGAGAACUCAGUGAACUGCAGGCGAGAUACGAGGCCUGUGUGUGCCGACGACAACAACUUGAAGGUGGUAUUAAACGGGCAACGGCGCGGCUCCAGCGAUGUACCAGACUCACUACCGUUCUUGCCGAUGAGGACUCCAGGUGGUCAGCUAAAAUUAAGACACUGAUGGUAGAGGCGGAGGGAGUAUACGGAGAAUGUACAGUGAGUGGAGUGGCCGUGGCUUACUUCGGGUCCCUCGAGCCUGCCCUCAGAGAAAGCCUUCGAAGCCUUGUCAUUCAGGUUCUCCUUGAAGACGGCGUAGUCACACCAUCGAGACACGAUGAAUCUCUUCUUUCUGUUCGUUUCAGUCUCGUUGAAACGCUAUCCACUCCGGAGAUCAGGGAGACCUGGGAAGAUGCAGGACUCUACAGAGACUCGUCUUGCUUCCUGCAAGCAGCCUAUGCCUUUUCGGCGGUCAGGAGGCCGCUUGUCCUUGACCCAGAUUUCGUGUGCACGCGAUGGCUAACAAAAAAAAGAUCAAGAAUAGCAGGAGGACUACAAGUACUUCACGCAGGUGACGAAGGUGUGGUUUCCAAAGUAGUGGCGGCCGCCCACGCCCAGAAACCUAUUCUCAUCCUGCAAACGCCUACUCAUCUCACCUAUAAUCUCAGGAAAAUUCUUCAGAUUCCUCAAGCUAUCCAGGGCCCCGAUGGUGGAGUCAUAGAAGUGAAGAUCGUGCUGGUGACGGGCGAUGCGGCGCCUGUCCUUCCUCAAGAACUGUGCGCUUAUGUCACAAGAGUCUCAUUCGCCCUCCCUCCACUAGUUCUCGAAGGAAAGGGGACUCACUUAAGUAUCGACUAUGAUAACGAUGUCUUGAAGAUGGAGAGAAGUGACCUCUUUGACCAGCAGAGUAACCUGACUGCCAGCAUUAGUCGAGACCAGAAAUCUCUUGACGCAGUCGAUGACACAAUCCUCAAGAAACUAACCCAAACUUCCACCUCCCUCUUAGAUAAUGAAGAACUUCUGGCAGCUUUCUACGAAGCUAAGUCGACGUCCGCAGAGUUCCGCACCCGCCUUGGGGAAUGCCAGCGUACAUUACAGAAGAUUGGGAAUGUCAGAGACAAGUAUCGCCCCGUCGCCACCAGGGGAAGGCUUCUUUUUUCUACCUCUACGGCCCUGAAGAGGCUUGAUCCCAGUUAUAUCUUCUCGUUCCAGCAUUUUUUACACCUCUUCAGCCUCUGCAUCACUUCCGGAGGACGCGGAGAGGCGCUGAGUUUUGACCAGAGGAUCAGCUCCCUCGUCGAGAGCGUGACCGAGCUGGUCGUCAACCACGUCAGCCGCGCCCUGCACCCGAAUCAUCGUUUGGCUUUCAUCACAGCGCUCUGCGCGGCUGUGGCGGCAAAUGACGGCCACUUGACCCCCCCAGCAUGGCGAGUCAUUUUACAUCCGUCUCGCUAUGAAGAGCGAGAAGCCCUGGAGUCUGUUUUAGGCCUAGACGAGGAGUUCGAUCUGACCAUCAAGGAUCUUCUGAGGGGCAAACGCCUGCUCGUCAACAUCAACAACCUCGUCAUGGAGGUAGGACUCCUGGGAAGCAAAGGACACCCGGAAGCUCCCCGAGGCAGAAUUUCUGACUUCAACGCCUUCAUGCUGCUCCGCCUGACCAAACCACAGAUGAUGAUCGCAGGUGCACGAGAACUGGUCAACUGCAUGCUCGGAGAUCCCUCCCUACACAAACCUGAUCUUGCCUUGACGAAGCUCCUGGGGUCAGACGAGCGGAAGUACCCUGUGUUGGUGAGGUCCGACUACGGUCGCGAUGUCGCCGGGGAGGUCCUGGCCGCUGCCCAGGCACGGGGUCUGGCAGGGAUCACCAGGGUCAUCAUGCCCACAACGGCACAAAAGGUCAAUCCUUUGGAGAAGGUGGGCGUAGCUCACUUGGCCACAGUGUUACUCAAUGCCAUUCAGCAAGGAGGCUGGAUUGUCGUUCAGGGAGCUGAAUCUCCGGCGAUUUUACCAACACUGCUAGAAGCCAUGACAAACUUAGCUUCUCCUAAUGUAAAGGUUCACGAAGACUUUCGCCUCGUGGUAACCGUGGGCGUAGCAGACGAAUCUCCGUGUGAACUGACUCUGCUAGCUCGUCCAGUCCACCUGCAGCCAGCACCAACGUUCUUGGCCACACUCUCCGCCAUUUCAGCGCUCGUCAAUCACCACCAUUAUCGACAUCAUUAUCUCGGGGCAGAAUGGCGGAGAGCCAUCUGGAAAGCUGCUGCUGUCCACACCAUGUCGACAGUGUGCCGGCACUGGCAGUCUCGUCCGAGGCCUUCCCUGCAGCCCGCUGCUACACUCACGCCAAGAACGCAGGUCUCAUCCAUGAAAUCGCAGCCGUCGCUGGAGAAUCCUUCUUCGCUCGAUCCUUCACUGCGACUACAGAAGGAAUGUGAAUCCGAGGCGCGACCCAGAGAGGGAGGAGGCCUUGAUGGGCACAUCAACUUGUGUGAAAUUUCGACGACAUUUUCCUACCUCUACAAUUUGUCGCUUUCUCACCCUCUCAGCGACGACACUUUACGAUGCUUUUUAGAAGUGACUUACGGGGGUGAGGAGACCUGGGGCGAAGUGAUCUCCUCCAUGCCGGAAGAAGUGGGCGUUGUCUCAAAGGAAGCAGCAGUCAGCAUCGUCUCUGCCCACAUCGCCUCGUGUCUUCCAAACAUUCAUUCACUCGCUAUGGAAGUUGAAUAUGAAAACUUCCAGAAGGACCUUGAGGUAAUCACUCAAGGGAUGUUCGACAAACCGCCUGAACAAGAACCUGAAGAAGAAGAAAAAGAAGAAGAAAAAGAAGCAGAAGAAGAAGAGGAAUAA